Cryphonectria parasitica EP155 is the source of this 2730-nucleotide messenger RNA. RefSeq lists its product as uncharacterized. The transcript is spliced from 2 exons. NCBI's taxonomy places the organism in Eukaryota, Fungi, Ascomycota, Sordariomycetes, Diaporthales, Cryphonectriaceae. The coding region runs from base 1 to 2730 and encodes 909 amino acids. The record is from RefSeq and is a predicted model, not a curated record.
AUGUUUCGGCCUCAGCUUGACCCGGCCAUGCCUAGUAACCCUCAGCCAAACCCAGGCUCCAGUACGGUGCCGAGCCUUGACAAGGGCAAGGGGCCCGAACGCGACUUUCCACCUCGCAAUCACAUCCUUAAUCUCACGAAUUACUGGUGGGGAGACCAUGCAUGGCAGAGAAGUACAUUCGGGGCUCCAGUGAACUAUCGGAUCAGGACGCCUGGUGACACAUACCUGCUUCCAUGUCCAGAAUUUGGUAUCUGUAUCGAAGAUUAUAAGAACAUCUUGCUAAAGUACGCGGAGAUCUUCACGAACAACGAGAGCUUGGCGGCUCACCUGGGGGUCAAUAUGUCGGAACCUGUCCUUUCACGCAACAUAGAUCAGUUCUUCCAUGGUCCGAUCAUAACUGGCGAGAGUUAUACCUUCGUGGGCUACCCCAAGCCCCCGGUGACCUGGCUGGACAUCGUCCAGUAUUUCAGGUGCAACCCUGACGGUUACAGGCUCGUGUCCGACUUGGACGGCCAAAGGGUCUGCAAGUUUAUGCUCAAGAAUAUGGAAGUGACCAUCACCGAGGAGGAUUGCCGCACCGCCAACUCCGGCAUCCUCGAGCAAAACGGUCUGUCUCCGGUUCUCCCACUCGACGAUGAUGAGGCCAAGGAGAUCUACAUCAUUGGCUUCGUGAGGCAGCUGUGCAAGCUGGUGAAAGACCCAAAAGGGGAGGUCGAUGACUUCGCGUUCUUGAUCAGUAUACACUACUCGCUCCGGCAGCAGGGGUUGAUCCGCAGGCGCGCCCUUCUGCGCUGCCCGCGGCCUGGCACCGUCGACAUGGCAUUGGCGGAGAAGCUCGAGAAGGAGCAGAAGAAGCUGGUCCGAGAUGAGCUCAACAAGGCCUAUGACCUCAAUGUCCAAGUCUGCAAGCAGGCGAUAGCGAACACGAUGUCAAAGCCUCGACUCCGCCCGGCGGGCCCCGAGUCCCGGCUCAUGGGGCCGCCCCCUAGGCCCGAGGUUCGGCCCGAGGUUCCACCGGCCCUUCCGAGGCCUCAGCGCCCACUCCCUGGAACACUGCCCAUCAGCUUCCUGGUGGAUGGCGGAAAAGACAUCUGGGAGGGGGACGAGGAGAAACAGGGCCGAAGUCAGGACCACCCGGCUCAGGAGCAGGAGCUUGACCUCGCAGAACUGGAGCAACGGAUCAGUGAGUAUAUUGUCCAGAUGCCGCCCCUCUUGAACACAGCCAGCGAGCAAGAGGAACUCUUCCAGCCGCAGGCGGUGCCGGCGCAAUUCUGGAGGCGAAAUGGGCCCCCCUUCUCUUCAGUUCCUCAACAGCAAUACUGGACGAACUCUCCGCAACAGCAGCAGCUCUUCCAGCCAACCCACCAUCAGGGAGUCUUACCGACUCUUGAACAGCAGAAUUUCUCGCCAGACUUUCCACCACAAUUUCCACAACAUGCUUUCCGGCCGCCUCCUCAACAGCCGUUCCUGCCAAGGGUCGAGGGUCCGAUGAUCUUGCCGGCCCCUCUGCUACAGCAGCCUAUCCACCCAGCUACUUGCUACGCGCCACGGGCCUCGACUCCUCUCCAACAGGAAGACUUGCCGGUCUUACCAGCCCUUCAGCUACAGAAUGCACUCCCACCGAGCCCCCAGCAGCAUCAGGUUUUGCCAAGUCUCCAGGAGCAGGAACUCUUGCGGGCCCAUCUGGGGCGAGAAGAUACAGCCCGUCAACAACGACACACCAUCCAGCUGGUUGGCCAGCAGCAGCAGCAGCAACAACAGCAAAUCUCUCCAGUUUCUCAACGGCAAGGGAAGAAGAAGACGACGAAGAACAAGAAGAAAGUGCGGAUCGUAGCUCCAACUGACCAGCCGCAGCAGCUGGAGCAGCAGCAGCAGCAGCAGCAGAAACAUGCCACCCAGCCCUUGGACCGGCGGAACGAUACCUUCCAGCCAGCUGAGCAGCAACAGCAACUCCCUCUGCAUUCUUGGCAACAAGAACAAAAGAAGGCAAAGAGGAGGAAUGUACGGGUCGUGGCUCCAACCGACCAGCCGGAGAAGUCGGAGCAACAGCAGCUCGUGCCAACCCCUCAGCAGCAACAUGCCAUCCAGCCGUUUGACCAGCAGCAGAAUGCUUAUGGGCAGGCUCAGCAGCAGCAACAGUUUCUUCCAUUUUCUCAGCAAGAGCAGCAGCAGCAGCAGCAGCAGCAGCCGCCCCCGUCAUGGCCGCCACAGAGGGCGCAAGACCUGCCCAGCACGGCCAGAAGGAGGCUGGCUACCCCCACUCGAACGUCCCGGGCGCUGGGGAUACUAUCCUCUCUCACAACACUCUCGGCAGGGCGGAACAGGAAACGAAGUAUGAGGCAGGAGGCGUUGCCUUCCUGUGAAGUGCGGCACCGGGCGGGCUCCGAGGGGGAGGGGAGUGGUCCGCAGCCCGCGGAGUCGAGCACAGCUGCUCACGCGAUGGAGGAGACUCAUGGCCAUGACAGCAGCAGCAGCAGCAGCAGCAGCAGCAACAACAACAACAACAAUAACCGUGGUGUUGGCCAAUAUGGCCAUGACGAGCACAUGUUGACGCGGCCUUCUGUCCAGGCCCUGGACUCCUCCUUCAUCCCUCACAUAAGUUCCCAAUCUGGGGCUUAUGAUCCGCGCACUCCCUCGCCUGAGACUGCUGCAAACCUAAGCCGAAUGGCGUUCGCCGGGUUGAGCCAGAGCAUGACCUCGCUGAACAUGUCCCCUCCUUCCCAUCAAUAG